Molecule: messenger RNA, 423 nt
Organism: Aphanomyces astaci
Lineage: Eukaryota; Oomycota; Saprolegniomycetes; Saprolegniales; Verrucalvaceae
Exons: 2
Coding region: 1-423 (140 amino acids)
Source: RefSeq, a predicted model, not a curated record
AUGCCUCGACCCACGCGGCGCAAGCCCAAAGAGUACAAAUACUCGAGGUACACGUACGAGCAGAAGCAUGUCAUCUUGCAAUACCGGGACUCCCAUACUGCGGCGGAAACCAUCGACCGCUUCUUUCACGGUACACGGACGCAACGCCGCCGCGACACGGUCUACCAGCUGCUUGCAGCGUGGACCAAGAGUCGUCCAACGAUUGAGGCGAAGGCAACGGACGCCAGAACACGGGACAUCGAUGGAAUGUUGCUCAGCCGCGACAUGCUUGCGUUGCAUGCCCUUGACGUUGCCCCGUUCUUCGAACACAACAAGCCCGACUUCAAGGCGUCGUCCUCGUGGUGUACACGGUUCAUACAAUCCAACGCGCUGGCAGACCGAGCGGUGACCCGACAGUCCGAGAAGACGCCAGCUGGGGUGUAG